AUGACAGCGGACAAAGAAAAAGACAAAGACAAAGAGAAGGACAGGGAUAGAGACCGGGAUAAGGAGCGAGACAAGAGAGACAAGGUGAGGGAGAGUGAGAACUCACGUCCUCGACGGAGCUGUACGUUGGAAGGAGGUGCCAAGAAUUAUGCAGAAAGUGACCAUAGUGAAGAUGAGGACAAUGACAACAACAGUGCCACCACAGAGGAGUCCACGAAGAAGAGCAAAAAGAAACCACCCAAGAAGAAGUCCCGAUAUGAGAGAACAGACAACGGUGAAAUAACGUCCUUUAUCACAGAGGAUGAUGUUGUAUACAGGCCUGGAGUAGCAUGGGGCAGUACUGGCACGCUUUAUGCAGUAGAUGCAAUUCUUGGGGUACCUCUGGUGUGGCAGUACUUGGCUGGAGGGGUGUUUGCAGAACAGCGGGAAUCAUGGCUACGCGCCGGGGGAGCUGCUGUGUACGGACUGAGAUGCGAGGUAAAGCCUCAGUCACAGCCCAGGCGUGAAGAUGUGUCGGAGAACCUGCACGCAGCAAAUGCUCUGCAAAUGCCGGCCAAGUACUGCCCGGGCCUCAGGGGAGCGCACGUGGCCGAGGUAAUGCCUUUAGACCUUCUUUUUCAGAGUAAACGGGACCACCUCCUUAUGAAUGUCAAAUGGUACUAUCGCCAGUCUGAAGUCCCAGAUUCAGUCUAUCAGCAUUUGGUUCAGGACAGACACAAUGAGAAUGACUCUGGACGAGAGCUUGUUAUUACAGACCCAGUUAUCAAGAACCGAGAGCUCUUCAUUUCAGAUUAUGUUGACACUUACCACGCUGCUGCCCUCAGAGGGAAGUGUAAUAUCUCCCAUUUCUCUGACAUAUUUGCUGCUAGAGAGUUUAAAGCCCGAGUGGAUUCAUUUUUCUACAUACUGGGCUAUAAUCCAGAGACAAGGAGGCUAAACAGUACUCAAGGUGAAAUCAGAGUUGGACCCAGCCAUCAGGCUAAGCUUCCUGAUCUGCAGCCAUUUCCUUCCGCAGAUGGUGACACAGUGACACAGCAUGAGGAACUUGUGUGGAUGCCAGGAGUCAAUGACUGUGACUUACUUAUGUACCUUAGAGCAGCGAGGAGCAUGGCAGCUUUUGCAGGCAUGUGUGAUGGAGGAUCCACAGAAGAUGGGUGUGUUGCAGCCUCCCGUGACGACACUACGCUUAAUGCACUCAAUACAUUGUUUUUCUACCUCACCCUGACUUUAAAUGUCUACUGUCUACUUCAGACAGCUUUUGAUCAUAUAGAUGCCAAAUUUAUGGCAGAAAAUAAGCUACAUGAAAGUAACUAUGAUGCUGGAAAAGCCCUGCAGCGCUUGGUGAAGAAACCUGUGCCAAAACUGAUUGAGAAGUGUUGGACUGAAGAUGAAGUG
Molecule: messenger RNA, 1395 nt
Organism: Phaethon lepturus (White-tailed tropicbird)
Lineage: Eukaryota; Metazoa; Chordata; Aves; Phaethontiformes; Phaethontidae
Product: arginine-glutamic acid dipeptide repeats protein-like
Exons: 11
Cellular component (GO): nucleus
Molecular function (GO): chromatin binding; transcription corepressor activity
Source: RefSeq, a predicted model, not a curated record